GAAACAAACACAGAGGGGGGUGGAAUAAACCAUCUCAGGUACCUAUGACCCAAGCACUACAAUCGGUACAGGAUGUCAUGAUAUCAGGACAUCGUCGGCGUCGGCACGUCGAAACUUAACGCUGGACAACCUCACCACUGCCAUCACACGCUCGCUGUCUUCUCUCUCCCUCUCUCUCUCUCUCUCUCUUUCUACCUCGCACACUCUCUCUACCCCACUCUCGUCGUUCCUAUCCAACACCCAUUGAUUUGAUUGAUCUUGGAUAGAUAUCACGCCUGGUCUUUACUCUACGCGGCUUGCUCGACCCCGGCCGUUGCAGAGCGUCCUCGAUAUCGCGUCUCUUGGAAAGAACGCUAGCCACGAUAGGUACCCUCUUCUCUGUACGUCCAUGCCCAUGAAACGCCACCACCAUGGCAAAGCAGAGCCAGCACGUGGCGGCGCCAGAAUCCUCUACCUGCCUGGGUGGGCUGAGGCAGCGCUUCCCCAUCCUGGAUACGAAGCGGGGCGGAGCCCUCGUUAUCGGUCUCUCGAUACUGCCCCUGCUUUGCCUGCUCGGGCUUCUCGCCCUGCGCAAUCGAGGCGGUGCCACCACAGAGGCCGGCCCGGCCGGGAACGGCCCGGAGCUCAUCACCGAUGAUACCUUCUUUUACGGCCAGUCUGAGCCGGUCUAUCCCUCCCCUGCCAUGACCGGGGUCGGGCCGUGGGCUGAUGCCUAUAACAAAGCUGUCACCUUUGUGAGACAACUCACAAUCGAGGAGAAGGCUGGCCUUGCCUCGGGCAUCUUCUCGUCGACCGGGAGCUCCGGGACCCUGAACGGCUGCUCCGGCAAUAUCGCCGCCAUCCCUCGCAUGAAUUUCUCAGGCCUCUGCCUCAACGACGCCGGCCAAGGGGUGCGCGCCACCGAUUUCGUCAGCGGAUACCCGAGCGGCAUCCACGUCGGUGCUAGCUGGAACAGGGCCUUGGCACGAAGUCGUGCAGAGAGCAUGGGCCUCGAAUUUAGAGUCAAGGGGGUUCAUAUAGCUCUCGGCCCAGUCGUAGGGCCUCUCGGCCGGGUACCGCGCGGCGGCCGCAACUGGGAGGGCUUUUCGCCUGACCCCUAUCUAUGCGGCGUUCUCGCGUCCGAGACCGUGCAAGGGAUCCAGUCGCGAGGAGUUAUUACGAGUACAAAGCAUUUUAUCGGCAACGAGCAGGAGACAAAUCGACAGCCGGGUAACGGCGUCGAAGCCGUUUCUUCUAAUAUCGACGACAGGACUAUGCACGAGCUCUACCUAUGGCCCUUCCAAGACGCCAUCCGAGCCGGCACCGGGAACAUCAUGUGCUCGUACAACCGGGUCAAUAACUCGUACGGGUGUGCCAACAGCAAGGCCCAGAACGGUCUCCUCAAGACGGAACUCGGCUUCCAGGGCGCCGUCACGUCCGACUGGGACGCGCUGCACGCCGGCGUCGCCUCAGCCCAGGCCGGCAUGGACAUGGUCAUGCCCAACUCGAGGCUCUGGGGCGACCGGCUCGUCGAGGCUGUCCGCAACAGCUCGCUUCCCGCCGAGCGCCUCGACGAUAUGGCGACGCGCAUCAUCGCCUCAUGGUACCGCAUGGGCCAGGAUCAGGGCUUUCCAGCACCCGGUGUCGGGAUGCCAGCGGACCUGACACGACCGCACGCGGUCGUCGACGCGCGGGACGUGUCGUCGCAGCGGGUGCUGCUUGAUGGGGCGGUCGAGGGCCACGUACUUCUCAAAAACGCGCGGGGCGCGCUGCCGCUGCGGCGCGACCCGCCGCCGCGCAUGCUCUCGCUGUUCGGGUACUCGGCCAAGGCGCCGGACCAGUGGAGCUACGAGUCGGACGGUGGUGUCGCCGCGUGGACUUUUGGCGGCGAGUCGUCGUACCUCGGCCGCGACACGCGCGCCGGCUUCGGCGGCGACUACCAUCGCGCCGACUUCUCCCAGGUCGCCCCCAACGGCACGUUGCUGUGCGGCGGCGGCUCCGGCGCUGUCACUCCCGCCACACUCAGCGCCCCUUUCGACGCGCUCGCUGCCCGCGCCCGCGCCGACCGCACCGCCCUCUUUUGGGACUUUGGCACCCCGGACCCGGACGUCGCCGCUCCGUCCGAGGCGUGUCUUGUACUUGUCAACGCGUUUGCAUCAGAAGGGUAUGACCGGCCGGGCCUGCACGACGACUACACUGACGGGCUAAUCCUACACGUGGCGGCGCGGUGUAACAACACCAUCGUCAUCUUCCACAAUGCGGGUGUACGGCUCGUCGACCGGUGGAUCGACCACCCGAACGUGACGGCGCUGCUGUUCGCGCACCUGCCGGGCGAGGCCUCGGGCGAUGCGCUCGUCGCGCUGCUCUACGGCGACGCGAACCCGUCUGGAAAACUGCCGUACACGGUACCGCGGAACGAGUCGGACUACGGCGCGAGGCGCGGCGGGCCCGACAUGCCUGAGGGGCAGUUCGAGCAGUUCCCGCAGUCAGACUUCGCCGGACCCGCGGGCGCCAACGGCGAGGGCGACGGCCUCCUGCUCGACUACCGCCGCUUCGACGCGCUCGAGAUCGAGCCGCGCUUCCCCUUUGGCUUCGGGCUGUCGUACACGACGUUCGCAUACGCGGACCUGCGGGUGGCGACGCAGGCGGACGCCGACACGGGGCCCUUCCCGACGGGGGCGACGCGCGAAGGAGGGCCCGUUGACCUGUGGCACGUGCUAGCGACGGCGACAGCCGAGGUGCGGAACACGGGCGACGUGGGCGGCGCCGAGGUCGCACAGCUGUACGUAGCGAUCCCAGCGGGGCCAGACACGGAGAACGGGGAACGGCCAGCGGAGGAGGAAGAGCAGGGGAACGGGGGCGGGGCGCCGCCGCCGCGGGUGCGCCGCCAGCUGCGCGGGUUCGAGAAGCCGUUCAUAAACGCGUUGGACGCAGCGACGGUGCGCUUCGAACUGACGCGGCGCGACCUCAGCGUCUGGGACGUGGUCGCGCAGAAGUGGCGCCUGCGCCGGGGCGAGUACACGGUGUUCGUCGGGGGCAGCAGCCGUGACCUGCCGCUGAAUGGGACUUUUACGAUUUGAACGACGUGGUAUUGUUUACAAAAAGGGGUUCUGGUUGUCCUUUUAUUUUUCCCUUAAAACGAGAUAUUGUUUAAUGGACGGGAUGUAUAAAAGAGGUACGGAUGAGGAAGAAGGGAAUAUGAGGCACAUAAUGAUAUCACGCACGAUCGAAGGGUACGAGGACGGGGGGGGAGGUAGGAAGUAGUGGAUCUAGCCCCUUGGAGGAUGGGGGAAUGAAUGAGACGGCGCGUACGGCGUCGGUGACAAGAGAAGAGGAUAGGGGACCCCCGUGUAAUUUGUGGAUGGGGUGUGAGGCUUACCGUCUGCGCGUGCGUGGAGGCAUAUAUGGGUACACAUAUAUCUUUAAGCUGACGGCCUUGAUCUGGGUCGGGUUGCUUGUUCUAGAAGGGUAGUGGUUUGAGGGGAGACCCGAGUCGUCCCGGGGCCUGUGGAGGACACGACAGAGAAGCUUAUGCGGGCGGAUAGCCCGGGGGGAUAUGACGUUGCUGUUAUUACC
Molecule: messenger RNA, 3555 nt
Organism: Durotheca rogersii
Lineage: Eukaryota; Fungi; Ascomycota; Sordariomycetes; Xylariales; Xylariaceae
Product: glycoside hydrolase family 3 protein
Exons: 6
Coding region: 411-3059 (882 amino acids)
Biological process (GO): glucan catabolic process
Molecular function (GO): beta-glucosidase activity
Source: RefSeq, a predicted model, not a curated record